AUUUAACUCUACAAUUAAAUUUUAUUUAUUUAUUUAUUCAUUUAUUUAUAUUUAUAGAUUAUUUUCAAAAUUAAAUAAUAAUAUUAAUAAAAACAUUUUGUUUCACUUUGUACCAUCAUCAAAAUAAUAAAAUUAAAUACAAUCAAUUACCCAAAUUAAUUAAAAUAUAAUAAUAUUAAUACUUUAAUACCAUAUAUUAUUAAUAACAACAGAUAUUAAUAACUAUUAUUUUGAUAAUAUAUAUUUAUUUUGUGCGUAAAAAAAAAUAAUCAACAUAAUAUAAUAAAAAAAAAUAUAAAAUAUCAUAACUCAUAAUAAUAAUAUUAAUAAAAAAGAAAACAAUAUGAUGUAAUUUAAACCUUUUACGAUUGUGUAAUUUUAUAAUAUAAAAAUCAUUUUAAACAGAAUAUCUCAAUUUUAUUUAUUUAUAUCUUUUUUUUUUUUUUUUUCUUACUUGUAAUUUUUUUGUAUUUCUAAUAUUUCCAAAGACAAUUAAUUAAAACUAUAUUUAUAAUAAUUAUCUGCAUACCUUAAAAAAACCAUUUUCAAUUAAACACCAUUAUUAUAAAAUAUUAUAUAAUAUUAUAUAACCCCUAAAAACUUUUUUCAAUCGUAAAUUCAAUUAUUUACUUUUCUAAAAAAAAAUUAAUUAAUCUUUUUUUUUAAUAAAAACAUUCAAAUCGAAAAUAUCAAUAAAAUACCAAUAAAAUGUAUAAAUAUGAAAAAAUCAAAUUAAUUGGGUCCGGCGGUGAGGGAAAAGCACAUGUUGUAAAGAAAAUAGAUAGUGGUAAACAGUAUGUAAUGAAGCAAAGGGAUUUCUUACUAUUGGAUGAAGCUAGUGAAGGUUUAAAUGAAGCAAUGCAAUUAGCAAAAAUUAGUAGUAACAGUCCCAAUAUUGUAAAAUUUGAAGAAGUUUUUAUUAAUCAAAAUAAUAGUUUAUUUAGCCUAUGUAUAGUAAUGGAAUAUUGCGAAGGAGGUGACUUAAUGAACAAUAUGAUUUGUCGUGUUUCAGAAUUAUUCAAAAGCAAUAAUGAGAACAACAACAGCAAAACAAAUUCACUAUCGUCAUCGAAUGGUUUAAAUAUGAGCACCUUAAAUGUACUUAAAAUGUAUGAAGAUUUUUUUUCAAGAUAUUUACCAAACUAUAUUAGCGCAACUGAAAAUGUUAUUACACCACACAGUUUAAAUGAUAUCUCAAACAAAAAUAACAGCCUUCUUUUAAUGGAGUCAAAUAGAUCAUCAAUGGACUUUUCUUCAGAUGACUCAUGUUUACAGGCCCAAUCUUUUUCAUCAGGAACAAGAAGCAGAACAUUAUCAUUUUCAUCAAAACCAAUUUCAAACAGCACACCUCAACUACAACAUGAACUUUUAUAUAAUUCCCCAUCUCCUAUUUCAAAACCAGGUGUAAAUUGUGUAAACUUAAGAACAUCAUCGUCUUUUGAAAUAUCACCUAUCAAAUCAGACUCAAAAAUAACUUCACCAAUACAAAAAAACAAUAUUCCAUCCCCAUGUUCAUCUGGCCCAACAUCCCCACAAAAUAAAGUUAUAAAAUCAAAUGAUAAACAAAAUAUAUCAACCGAAUCAUCGUCAAAGAACACCCCCCAAUCAAACACAGAUAAAAAGAAAACAUGGUGGAAAACUUUUAAAAAAGAAAGAUCUCAAAGCACAUUCAACUUAUUUGAAAAAGCAUUUACUUUAAAGAGUAAAAGAACUUCAACACCACCCCAACAAGUCAACCUACAAACUCUAUUUAAUACCCAGCAAUCAGAUAAUGUAUGUCAAAUCCAAUCAUCAAACUCUUCUAUUUCAUUAAAAAUACCCAGAAUACCAAAGCGAUUGUUAUACAGUUGGAUUUUUCAAAUAUGCUUAGGUGUUCAAUCAAUACAUAAAGCCCAUUUAGUUCAUAGAGAUUUAAAGAGCGAAAAUAUAUUUUUAACAGAAUCUCAAAUCAUUAAAAUUGGGGACUUUGGGUUAGCUACAAAAUAUGAAAAUCAUAUUAGAGGUGUUGCUGGAACUUACUAUUAUUCAUCCCCAGAGGUCAUUCAAAAUAUUUCAUAUUCUAGACCUGCCGAUAUUUUUUCAUUAGGUUGUAUUUUCUAUGAAAUGUGCACAUUACACCUAUUACCAGUUACAAAGAGAUGUAUAGCAGAAGAAUUAAUAGAAAAAAGAUUUGACAGAAAAGUUUUUAAAGAAGAUUUCGAUGAAGAGGAUGAACAACUUGCAGAUUUGAUUUUAGAAAUGCUCAGUGUUGAUCCAAAUAUUAGACCAACAAUAGACUCGAUUGUAUUCAACAAAGUAUUCGAUAAAUUAAAAGAUCCAUGCUCAGUAGUGGGUAUGAGUAAUGGAACCAAUACGGCUCAAAACAAUAAUAAAAGAGAAACCCCUUUACAAAGAAACAAAAGUAUUAUGCAAGAUUUAUUAAUUUCAAAUGAUGUUUCUUCGGCAAGCGAAAUGAAUCAACAAAGACAAGGGAUAACAAGAAGACAACUAGAUAAAAGUGAACUAAACAGAGCUGGUGAAAUUUUAGCAGAAUCAUUUAGUAACGACCCAAGAUUUUUAUUUGUAUGUGGAGCUACCAGUAAUAAACCAGAUAUAGUUAACAAAUCCACAGAAUUAGGACAUGCUUUAAGAAAAGAUUUCUUUAACAAAUGUAUUCGAUUAAUGUACCAAAACAAAUUUAUGCUUUGGGGAUGUUUUAACCAAGAAAAUCAAUUAAUAGGUGUAGCAUGUUGGCAAGCACCUGGUAAAAACAGUCCUUCUAUGGUUCAAAUAGUAAUACGAGUUAUUUCAUUAUUACCCAAGUUUGGAUUUAGAGUAAUGAGAAGAAUUGGAAAACUAAUGUCAGGUAUGGAAAGCGCAAUGCGAAAUAGCGAGACCCAGGUCAAUGAACCAGCCAAUGAUAUCUACUAUUUACCAUAUGUAGGUGUAUCUAGAGAUUAUAGAAGCCAAGGUGUUGGAGACUAUUUACUUAAACCGGUAAUAGAAUGGGCAGAACAUCAAGGUAAAAAAGUUAAAACAAUAUCAUUUUCUGAAAAACAAAUCAACUUUUUCAACAAAACUGGUUUUACAGUUUGCCACACAGAACCCGUAUCAAACCUAAAGGGAAUAAACUCCAUUUAUGUAUUAUCAAAAAAUCCUUAAAAAUUAGGGAUAUAUUUUAAUAAAAAUUUAUAAAAAAACCUAUUUAUUUUUUAC
Messenger RNA from Dictyostelium purpureum, 3195 nucleotides. RefSeq lists its product as uncharacterized. Lineage: Eukaryota; Evosea; Eumycetozoa; Dictyosteliales; Dictyosteliaceae. Gene Ontology annotation, molecular function: ATP binding; protein kinase activity; acyltransferase activity, transferring groups other than amino-acyl groups. The transcript is spliced from 4 exons. Gene Ontology annotation, biological process: protein phosphorylation. The record is from RefSeq and is a predicted model, not a curated record. Bases 709 to 3141 code for a protein of 810 amino acids.